Penicillium arizonense is the source of this 1167-nucleotide messenger RNA. RefSeq lists its product as uncharacterized. The coding region runs from base 1 to 1167 and encodes 388 amino acids. Gene Ontology annotation, biological process: magnesium ion homeostasis. The record is from RefSeq and is a predicted model, not a curated record. Gene Ontology annotation, cellular component: intracellular membrane-bounded organelle. The transcript has a single exon. NCBI's taxonomy places the organism in Eukaryota, Fungi, Ascomycota, Eurotiomycetes, Eurotiales, Aspergillaceae.
AUGACCCAAGAUGAAGUCCAUCUCCAAGUCCUCGCAGUCUCUGGUGAAAUAUCCGAUCAAAAAAAUGCCAGCAAGGUCCUCGCUCUCUUGAAACAAGGGAAACAUUGGAUUCUCGUGGCUCUACUCCUGGGUAAUACAAUUACAAAUGAGGCUUUACCCGUCGUGUUAGGUGAAAUCCUUGGUGGAGGGUUAGUAGCGGUAGUGGGUAGUACCGUGCUGAUCGUGAUAUUCGGCGAAAUCAUACCGCAAUCUAUUUGUGCCCGCCACGCACUCAGAGUCGGUGCUUGGAUGGUAUCAUGUGUCUCAAUUUUCAUGUAUAUUAUCUCUCCAAUCGCGUGGCCUAUUGCAAAGUUACUCGACAUCCUCGUUGGACACAACCACGGCACGAUAUAUAAGAAGUCGGAACUGAUGGCCCUCUUUUCUUUUCACAAAACAUUGGGCAAACUCGAAGACCGACUCAACUCGGAUGAAGUUAAGAUCGUUCAUGGCGCUCUUGGGAUGAAGGAGAGAUCUGCAGCUUGCAUUAUGACGCCCAUCAAAGAUGUCUUCUCUCUGUCCGCCGACGCCGUCUUGGACAAGUACACCAUGGACCGGAUUCACGUCCAGGGAUACUCCCGGAUCCCUGUGCAUGCUCCUGACAACCGAGGGAAUAUUGUCGGUUUAUUCCUCGUGACAGCAUUGACCAAGUAUAACCCCAAAUCUUGCAAACGAGUGCGCGAUUUUACUCUGGCUCCGGCUCGGGUGGUACAUUCAAGUACGAAUUGCUUGAGUAUUUUGAAUAUGUUCCGGCAGGGGGUGUACUAUAUGGUUCUUGUCUCUGAUAGCCGAAAGAAUCCAGACCGAGUCGUUGGAAUCCUCACCCGAGAGGAUGCCGUUGAAGACUUGAUCGGAGAAGAAAUCUUGGACGAGUAUGACGAUCUGCAGAAGAAUGAGCAGAGAGCGACUCAGCGGAAUCGUUUCCCUCUCCAUCAUGUUCCUUCCCGGAAGGUCAUUGAACGGUCUCCUACAUAUGCAGUCUCAGCUUCGGAAGGGAAACCGAUCAAUUUGGAAGCAGGGGAAACUGCCGUCUUUCACAAAUUCGGCUCUGUGGAUCGGUUCAGUGCUGCGGAUCAAUGGAGGUCUAUUCAGCAUGUGAUCUCUAUAUCUGAAGUACCCGUAGAGAGUUGA